Molecule: messenger RNA, 3585 nt
Organism: Armigeres subalbatus
Lineage: Eukaryota; Metazoa; Arthropoda; Insecta; Diptera; Culicidae
Product: zinc finger TRAF-type-containing protein 1 homolog
Exons: 6
Coding region: 528-1877 (449 amino acids)
Cellular component (GO): nucleus
Source: RefSeq, a predicted model, not a curated record
AUUGCGUAGUUACAAAUUGUCACUUCGAAGAUCAAGACGUGUUUUGUAGUUUGCUCCUGGCCCGUUUGGAGAGCUUUGGGGGUUUUGAGGAGAACAGCACUUUCAUGGGUUGCUUUUGUUUGCUUUGGUGUGAGGAUUAAUCAACAGUCUGAGUAGGUCAGCUCGAAUUUUUGUGAAAAUCGAACAAAAAUAAAGAAAGCAGAUUGUGUGCAAUAGUUUUUGUGGCUGGUGAUAAAAUAGAAGAAACAGUGCGUGAAAUAUCUAUUUUUGGGGUGGUUUUGGAGUGAAAAAGUUGGAAGAAUUUUCUUUGUUCUGACGGUUCGUUGAAAUCUAGAAGCACAGCAAUCGUUGAAAAUAGAGAAUCGGCAGUGUUCCGACGAGUGAGAAAGCUGGCUGACAUUUUGAAUUUUUAUUAACUUCGUGCCAGUGACACUUUUAUUUAUUAGACUUUUGCGCACUGGUAGUGCUUGUGUUCUUAUUCUAAGAAAUCAUAUUAAAAGAGAAAAGCCCAUUGGUGUGAUUUGAAAAUGGCAGAUAGUUUAGUGGAAGCGCCAGCUCCCAGUUCAAGCCAUUUGAUGAAUUUGGGGGCUCUAAUUUCGGCAGAUUUACAGCCGGGCUCUUCGUCCGGUCCUUCAUCGAUUCCCUCUUCCUCGGCUGCUUCGGUGGUCGCGUCCUCGUCCUCGUCGUCCUCUUCCGGUGGACAGCCCUCGACAUUAUUGAUUUCUGUGGCCACCCAACCUGCACACGGUGGUCUAAAUUUAUCCGAGCAAAUCAUGACCAGUAGCCAAGAGUUGAAUCUCAGUUUGGGCAACAGCAGUAGUAGCAAUAGUAGCAGUGCGGUCAAUCAACAGCAGGUUGGGGAAUCGCAAAAGGUCACACGCCCAUCCGAGCACACGGAUGAGGAUGAGCCGGAAACAAAACGAAAGAAAAUCGAUAAACCUGUGACCAAAAUGAUUGAAAAGCUGGAAGCCCGUCUCGGUGGCAUUCUGUGUUGUGCUGUCUGUCUGGAUCUGCCAAGGACUGCAAUGUAUCAGUGUACCAUGGGACAUCUGAUGUGUGCCGGAUGUUUCACUCACCUGCUGGCGGAUGGCAGACUGCGUGAUCAGAACGCGACCUGCCCGAAUUGUCGCACCGAGAUCAGCAAGAACACUUCUUCGCGCAACCUGGCCGUGGAGAAGGCAGUCUCCGAGCUGCCCAGUGAGUGCCAGUACUGUGGCAACGAGUUCCCCAAUAAGUCGAUCGAGUACCACGAGAGCAACGAGUGCGAAGAACGACCGACCGAGUGCAAGUUUGCCCGCAUCGGAUGCCAAUGGCGCGGUCCGACGCACGAGGUCCCUUCCCACGAAGCCAACUGCACCCAUCCGAAGAAAUCGGGAGCUGAGGUUAUGGUUGCCCUGCAAGCCCACGACGCCCGGGCGGCCGAGGAGAAAAAGCUCUUCCUCACGCUGAUUGAUCUCUUGAGCUACGAGAAAAUUAUCUUCAAUGACCUCCAGAUGAAGCCAUACCGUACCGAUGAGUACGUACACCGUCUGUACUACGAGACUUCCCGAUUCUCCGCGUUCAACCACCAGUGGGUGGUCAAGUCGAUCAUCAACAAAAGCCAGCGUGACCCGCACCAGUCGUGUGAGCGGGAUAUCACCUAUCAGCUCAUUCUGAAGUCGAAAACCACCAGCCCCCUGCCGAUGCACUUCUUUGUGCUGCGGGGUCCAUUCUCGGACAUCAAAGCGAACACGCAAAUCUACAAGCAUGACUUCACCGAAACUGAAACGGAGAGUCCGUUCAAGCUGCUGCCGUUGCCGGAUACGGCCGAGUGCAAUCGAUUGUUGGCGGCGAAGGCGAUCAAUUUCAGGUUGAUCAUGUUCUUGGCGUCCAAGUAAUUCCCCGUUAAGAGAAAUUAUUCGUGAUUCGUGAUGGUAACAAUAUGUGUUGCAUCAACAUUUGCUACUAUAAUUAGUGUUAUGGAUUCUCUUACCUAGCAAACACACGCCGUAUCAGCAGGCAGACGAAGAAAAUAGGAUGAGUGCUGGUAUGGUUUCUCUUUUACAAGGUAACCUAAUGUUUAAGGUGAUUUUUCUCUAGUUUUUCCGUCGAUUUUAUUUACUCUAGUAGUCUUUGUCAGGCUCAUGAUGAUACCUUCACAAAUAUCAGGAAACCAAAUUUGUCAGUUAAGUGCUUAUAAUGUACACGCGAUUACGAUAUUUUUUAACUCAUUUAGAUGUCAGUCACAGCAGAGCUGUGUACGGUCGACAUAGAUUUGUUUUUUUUUGUGGUUAAUGUAUCGCACAAAAUUUUUAUUUUUUACAUGAAAUCAUGCAUUUGGAAUACGAAUUACUGCUCAUCGGAAACAGUUUUUUAACGAAUAAAAAUAGUAAGUAAUAUGCUAAUCAAAUGAUCAACAGUUUUGGUUUUUACCGCUAAACAUUCAUACAUACAGACACAUACACACAUACCACAUUUCAAGUAUCUCAUUAAUUUCUUAGAUAAAGAAAUGGCAGACACUAAGUUGAUUGAAUCGUUUAUUCUCUGGAAUGAUUCCAGUUCUGAGGACGGUAAAUCAUUGUACAACAAUAGAAUCGAUUUAGCUGAAUUUUGUUUUACCACAUAUCAUAAUAUUCUACAUCAUCCGUUGCCGAGGGGGCAUCAAUCUCAGUUGGAAUAGGUACUUGCAUCCCUUAUCGAUAAAAACCAAACCAAAUGCCAUUUUGUAAAAAAAGAGAAUAUUGCAUGCAACCAAGAGCGCCAUAUGUAUUAUCCUUGUUUAAUUUUACCUGCGUUGAGUAAUAACUUUAUUAUGCAAUCACUCUAACCACGUCUCCGCAAUUGUACGCUAACCAAAAUGUGUGAUAAUUCGAACGAAAAAUUGGACUCGGAGUUUUCCAUCGAAUAUAAAAUGAAGCUCUUGUGGCAUAAUCGGAAAAAUUGAGAUAUUCGAAUCGUAAGGCGACGACUCAGUGUAGCAGAAAUUCCGAUUUUGUUUCCAUUGUAGACUUAGCGAAGCGCGAUGAAAAGUUCAAUAAAACUCGUAAAAAUAUAUUUAUAUUUAAAUUUAUUUUAUAAGGUCUCACCAUCGUGUAGUGAUAAUAACUUUAAUACAUAACAGAUUGUGUAUAAAAGAUACAAUGAAUCGAAUGUAAGUACCUACGUAGGGUAAGUCCUUUCUUUCCUUACCAUUCGUGUACUGUUGAUGGCGAUCGGUCGUGUACCAGCAGCAGCGAUAGCCAAUGAGCACUAUUAUGCAAUAUCUACGUUUCAUUUCAGAUUGGCUAAUCAUUUAUUUAAAAAAAAAAGCGAAGCUAUGUUGUAAGAAAUGCUUUCACCGUAUAUCUAUUCUAUGAUUCGCCAUUUCGAAGAGUGGCAUAUGCAACAGCUAUAAUAUUACUAAUAAAUGAAAGGCAACAUUUAUACAUUUUUGCUUCAGAGAUAUACAUAAUUAUAUUUAUAUAGAUUGCUGUAAUACUAGUGAUAAGGACACACAUGUCGUUUGUAAGAUGUUUUCCCUGAUUUUUAUCCUUUUACCAUCAUCCUACCUACCGAUAAGCUCGUUUUGUUUGUCUUCUGUAAUAAACUUAUCCCUUAUUCUAGUUA